UUUGCAUUGUCGGCCCUAUACCAUCUUGCAAACUUUGUACACGAAGAUAUAUGGUGCACAUGCCCAUCUACUACCAACGGCAACGAGCAGGCUCACCAUAAUGUCAAUCGUGACGGCGUGAACUUGACACUUCUAGGUGGCAGCGUGAGAGGACGAGCCUUUGACGACUGA
Molecule: messenger RNA, 171 nt
Organism: Suillus subalutaceus
Lineage: Eukaryota; Fungi; Basidiomycota; Agaricomycetes; Boletales; Suillaceae
Exons: 1
Source: RefSeq, a predicted model, not a curated record